UGUAAACAAAAAUCAGCAAUGUACAAUUAAUAAUUAUUUUUAGAGGUUAAAAUAUUUUCAUCAAUCAAUCAAAUGGGUCGCCGAUUAUCUGCCAAUACAUUGACACUAUCGGAGUUUAUGCUUAGACAGCAAGUCCUCAGUCUAUACAAGUCAUUCAUGAAACAGAUUAACCGUACGGACAGCCAACGUGAGCUCCGGGAUUGGAUUAGACAGGACUUUGAGGCUAAUAGACAUCAUACACAACCGGAAACAAUUAAAAUGCAUUUAACACGGGGUAGGACUGUAUUGAAACAAUUGGAGACAACUAUGCUAUUAUCAUCAGCAGCAGCAGAAAAAUGAUCAUGAUUUGUUGCGCAACACUUGCGACAUAAACUUACGGCACUA
Oppia nitens is the source of this 384-nucleotide messenger RNA. Its product is annotated as LYR motif-containing protein 2-like. Gene Ontology annotation, cellular component: mitochondrion. Lineage: Eukaryota; Metazoa; Arthropoda; Arachnida; Sarcoptiformes; Oppiidae. The transcript has 5 exons. The coding region runs from base 73 to 339 and encodes 88 amino acids. The record is from RefSeq and is a predicted model, not a curated record.